Messenger RNA from Aplysia californica (California sea hare), 2811 nucleotides. RefSeq lists its product as uncharacterized. NCBI's taxonomy places the organism in Eukaryota, Metazoa, Mollusca, Gastropoda, Aplysiida, Aplysiidae. Gene Ontology annotation, cellular component: nucleus. Gene Ontology annotation, molecular function: RNA polymerase II cis-regulatory region sequence-specific DNA binding; DNA-binding transcription factor activity, RNA polymerase II-specific. The record is from RefSeq and is a predicted model, not a curated record. Gene Ontology annotation, biological process: regulation of transcription by RNA polymerase II.
CCCCGCCCGGACGAGGUGGAGAAGAGAGACAGAAGGAGGGAACAGAACAGAAGGGCCGCUCAGAAGUUCCGGAAGAAAAAGAAAGAGCGAGGAGAGCAUCUCUAUGAAGAGAGCCAGCGACUCGAGUAUCACAACUCAACUCUACGAUCGGAGAUCAAACAACUGCACGAGGAGCGGGACCAACUCACUCGCAUCAUCCGCAGCCACGCCAGCAUCUGUCCUCUCACCCCUCGGCAAAGCCCGCUGACGGUUCCACGAGAGAGUCCUUUACCCCAGCAGAUCAUCAGGGAGAGUCCGAUUCCCUUAGCCCCGCCCCGAGUCGGGCUUGUGUCGCCCAGUCCCACACUCGUAGCCCCGCCCCCUCCCUCUCUGGUAUCACCGAGCCCCACCCUCGCUCCAGGCCCGCCCACUCUGGUGUCUCCCAGUCCGAUCUUGGUUCAAAGUCCCGCUCUCCUAGUCCCGCCAACACGCGAGAGCCCCGUACCUCUCCUUAUCAUCAACCCCAGCCCGAGAGAGAGCCCUUGUCACAUGAUCUCCCCGCGACUCCCCAGGAAAAGCCCCGUGGCCUUGCUCAGGCCCAACCCAAGCCUCGCCCCUUUGGCUGACAAGUCCUCCGAAAAGAGUAGCUCCUCAGCUCCGUCAGGAUCUCCGCCAAAACAGAGCAAAUCCUCUGCUUCCCCUCGUCUCUCCGGACCAAAGCCUGUCAUCCCGAUCUUACCCAAACCUGCCAGCUCCCCGAAAACAAUACGCUCAUUCAUCACCUCUCCUUUACCCCGCCCCAUCACCUCUCCAUUGCCUAAACCAAUUAUCUCCCCCUCACCCCGCCCCAUCAUCUCCCCACUACCCCGCCCCAUCAUCUCCCCACUACCCCGCCCUAUUAUCUCCCCCUUGCCACGCCCCCUGACAUCUCCAAAGACACCGAAGGGCGGAGCCAUCACGAGCCCUCUUCCAAUCGCACAGAGCCCUGUAUCUGUAGGAGGCAGGGCCAUCCAUCAAAGCCCCGUCUUCUUCAGCGACAGUUGUUUCUCGCCAUCCACACGACCACUCCCGACCAACCCGAGUCCCGUGUCCUUCACGGAUCGCGUAUCCGGGAGAAGAUCCGUUCACCAAAGCCCAGUAUUCUUCUCCGAGAAGCCACCCAACGGUCUGGCCAGUACCGUCAACUCGGCCAACUCCUCGUUGGGCGGAAGUGUCAGCAAAUUCCGACAUACCUCAUCCACCUCGUCCUCCGGCUCUUCCUCCUCCUUGGCAUCGCUUCUCAGACAGGAAAGUCCCUUGUCUGUUCUCAGCAACAGCAGUGUUGGAUCUUGCAGCAGCGUCUUCCUCAGCAACAGCGGUAACUUCAACAGCAACAACAACAAUAGCAACAACAACAACAACAAUAGCGGCAGCAUCAGUAGUAACAGCAUCUCGAACAACAUGUGUGUUGAUGUCUGUAAUCCGAAUAAUAACAACAGCGGAGCAAUGAACACGAACAAUGAUGACGUCAUCGAAGACGCGUUGAUUAGCGAAGACCUCGUCCAUCAAUGCGCAGACGCGCUCAGCACUUCGGCCAACAAUUUUACCUCAAGUGAAUUCCGAGAAACCAACUCGGUCACUCCUGUCAACGUUUGGGGAAGCUCCAACAUGGUACCUUCCAACAACGAUUUAGGCUGCGCUCAAACACACAACACUACAGAAAGCACCAUCGUUAAGAACUUUUUGACUAUGAGCAACAACAACAACACCAACAACAAUAAUAAUAAUCACAAUCAUAACAAUUUUAAUAACAACAACAAUAAUGUUAAUAAUAACAACAACAACAACAAUAUCAUCUCAUCCAACAACAAAGCGGGUAACUGCGAAGAUGCACUCUCAUCCUUCGGCCUGGUGACGCCGCGGCAGAUUCAAGGGCUAGGUCAAGGUCACCUAUCAAACCAACUCUCAGGUCAGUUUCACAAUAUCUCUGCUCAAGGUCAGACGUCUGCUGAAAAUCAACAACGCGAUCUGCUCGGUGGUCAGAGUCAUUUCCAGGCUCCGCAACAGCAGCAGCAGCAGCAGCAGCAGCAGCAACAACAACAGCAACAACAACAACAACAGCAACAACAACAGCAGCAACAGCAGCAACAGCAGCAACAGCAGGAACAACUUAUGAAUGGACUCGGAGGAAACCCUGAACAGACGUAUCAGCAAACACAUCCGCAGAUGCAGCAGCAACAACAUCAACAACAUCAACAACAUCAGCAAACGCUUCAUCAAUUGCAGCAGCAAACACACCAACAGACACAUCAACAAACACCCCAACAGACGCACCAGCUGACACACCAACCAACACACCAACCAACACACCAGCAAACACACCAACCAACACACCAACAAAAACACCAACCAACACACCAACAAACACAUCUACAGACACAUCAACAAACCGGACAGAGUGGCCUUCACCCUUCCUUCUCCCGCCCCCUGCCACCGUGUUUAGACGCGGAGGAUAACACACUUUCCUUGGAGGAGAUUGAAAGAAGCGCAGAAAUAUGUGAAAAUAGUGCGGAUCUUCUCGACCUCAUAGACAUACAGACUCUUCUGGAGCUGUCAGCUGAGCAUAACAAUGGCGGCAGUCUGUCGCCUCAAGGAAAUGGAGGAGCCGUCAGUUCGUCGAUCUCGAGAGCUGAGGCCAUUAGUUGUUGUAAUAACGAUAGCAUGAGCAACAUCGACGCAACAGAUGAUCUUUUAGCUUUCCACAGUCCGAUGGAUCUUCUACCGACUCCUCCUGCCCAGCAGAUGUGUGGUGUUGGGUUGGACUCGAUGGUUCACCGGUACAGCCAGCAGUAA